Messenger RNA from Bombina bombina (fire-bellied toad), 1290 nucleotides. It is a transcript of the gene HTRA2, whose product is annotated as HtrA serine peptidase 2. NCBI's taxonomy places the organism in Eukaryota, Metazoa, Chordata, Amphibia, Anura, Bombinatoridae. Gene Ontology annotation, molecular function: serine-type endopeptidase activity; protein binding. Bases 19 to 795 code for a protein of 258 amino acids. Gene Ontology annotation, cellular component: mitochondrion. The record is from RefSeq and is a predicted model, not a curated record. The transcript is spliced from 6 exons. Gene Ontology annotation, biological process: positive regulation of apoptotic process; programmed cell death; proteolysis.
UAAUGAUCUAGUUUGUAUAUGACUGACCUAUGUCUGUCCUCUCUCAGACACCCAUUCACUGGGCGUGAGGUGCCAAUUUCUAGUGGUUCUGGAUUCCUAGUGUCCCCAGAUGGCCUUAUUGUCACCAAUGCCCAUGUGAUAGCUAACAGAAGGCGGGUGAGGGUCAAACUGUUCAAUGGUGAGAGCUACGAGGCCACAGUAAGAAAUGUAGACCCAGUCCGGGACAUCGCCACCAUCAAAAUCUCUCCAAAGGUCCCACUACCCACCCUGCGAUUAGGUCGCUCCAGCGAGGUCAGACAGGGGGAAUUUGUUGUGGCUAUGGGAAGCCCCUUCUCCCUGCAGAAUACAAUAACGUCCGGAAUUGUCAGCUCCGUGCAGAGAGGCAGUCGCGAACUGGGACUGAACAAUGGCGAUAUGGAAUAUAUCCAGACGGACGCUGCUAUUGAUUUCGGGAACUCGGGAGGUCCUCUUGUCAACCUGCAAACCGUGUUGCGUACAACGAUUUUCCUUUCUGCUUUAUUGGACCUCUGCUGGAUUCUCGCUGAGCUAAAGUUUAGAGAUCCCAGUUUUCCAGAUGUCUCCUAUGGAGUUCUGAUACACAAAGUCAUCAUUGGAUCCCCGGCUCAUCAGGCUGGUCUAAAAGCGGGAGAUGUUGUCCUAGAGAUUAAUGGUCGGAAAGCUCAGUCAUCAGAAGAUAUAUAUGAUGCAGUUCACACACAACCCAAACUGACCAUGAUUGUAAAGCGAGGAUAUGAGACACUGAUGGUGAACGUCAUUCCAGAGACAGAAGAGUAAAAUGUCGGACUAGUUGGUGCUAAUCAUGAUCCGGGAAAGUCUGGUGUGGGAAACCCUUGGUAUCUGUGUGUAGGCCUGUGGGUGACACACUGUUAUAGGAGGGGAAAUGCACAGGUCCUUGGCACACAUGAUGGGUUUGUGCCUACAGCCAGCUUAUGCUAAAAACUAUAAACAUUUUAUACCAUUUUCCAGGAUCUCUUCGAAACAUCUGGAUUUCUAAAGCUUUUUUAUUGAUCAGAGCAUGAGAUGGAUAAAUGCUGUUAUAACUCGCGUAUCCGCAGCUCUCCUGAACUGAAAUAUCUACAGAGAUGUUCCCUGACAAGAGUGAGGCCAUCUCUGGCUGAAACAAAUAACUAGCCAAGGGUCCCAACACAAAUGUGUCACUGCAGUUAGCCCAAACAGAAUAUUAUUGGGGGGCACAACGUGUUUACAUAGGGGAAGAUGUAUACAUAGGACAACAUAAAAAAUAGUAUAUUAAAUGUAAAAGCAAACCCA